This is a messenger RNA of Ipomoea triloba (trilobed morning glory), 1273 nucleotides long. RefSeq names its product GDSL esterase/lipase At1g29670-like. The record is from RefSeq and is a predicted model, not a curated record. Bases 52 to 1176 code for a protein of 374 amino acids. Gene Ontology annotation, molecular function: hydrolase activity, acting on ester bonds. Lineage: Eukaryota; Viridiplantae; Streptophyta; Magnoliopsida; Solanales; Convolvulaceae. The transcript is spliced from 5 exons.
GGUUCACUCUUAUAAGCUUUAUUUUCAGCUACAUACACCUCCAUUAUAUUAAUGGCUUCUAGGGUUAAGGUGUGGUUUGCCAUUGCAACUUUACUGGUAAUGUUGUUGAGCUUAAAGCCUCAGCUAGCAGAGGGGGAACAGCCCCAAGUCCCUUGUUACUUCAUCUUUGGUGACUCUUUAGUUGACAAUGGCAACAACAAUAACCUUGCCACUGAAGCAAAGGCAAACUAUCUUCCUUAUGGAAUUGAUUUUCCUGAUGGCCCUACUGGCAGAUUCAGCAAUGGCAAGAAUUUGGCAGACUACUUAGCGGAAUUCCUUGGCUUCAACAACUCCAUUCCGCCGUUGGCCGCCGCAACCACGACGGCGGGAAUGCUUAAGGGUGUGAAUUAUGCAUCUGGUGCCGGUGGAAUCCUUGAAGAGUCAGGAACCCAUAUGGGGGAAGUUAUCAGUAUGAACAAACAACUGGUGAACCAUGGCGCGACAGUGGCAAGAAUCGCACUGUAUCUGAAGAGUAUCCGCUCUGCUCGAGACUAUCUAAACAAGUGCUUUUACAGUGUUGGAAUGGGUAACAAUGACUACAUAAACAAUUACCUCAUGCCUCAGAAUUACACUUCAAGCAGUUUAUACACUCCAGACCAAUUUGCAGAACUUCUUGUCAAAAAAUACUCUGUGCAGCUAAGGACAUUGUAUGCACUGGGAGCUAGGAAAGUAGCCGUGUUUGGGGCAGGAGUGUUAGGAUGCAUUCCGGAGGAGAUGGAGACGCAUGGCAACGGAUCGCUCUCCUGCGUUGACUCAGUCAAUACUGUGGUUCAGAAGUUCAACGACAGGAUGAAACCACUCAUAGACGAUCUGAAUGCCAACUUAUCAGGCGCAAAAUUCAUCCUUAUAAACAUGACUAGCCUUGCCCUGGGAGAUCCAUCAGUCAUCGGCAUCAACAACAUAAACCAAGCAUGUUGCCAAGUUUCAACAACGAAAGCAAAGGGGCAGUGCGAGCCAGGGCAAGUGCCAUGUAGCAAUAGAAAUGCAUACAUGUUUUGGGAUAAUUUUCAUCUCACAGAUAUUGGAAAUUUGGGCACGGCCACAAGAUCAUACACCGCUACCCUUCCCACUGAUGCCUAUCCCAUGGAUAUUAGCUCCUUGGUUCAACUUAAUCUGCAAGGAAAAUCAGAUAUAUGACGGAAUUAUUACAGCCACCCGGCCAUUUUUAUUUCUUCAUCGCAAAUCCUUGCAGUGGGUAUUUAAAAUAAUGACAAAUAAUCCUUCAUGUUCGGUA